AUGUUCGAAGAGGUAUCUCCGAAACCUAAUAAAAACCUUCUGAAAUCCUCUUUUAUAGCAUUAUCAAUUAUCGGCUCUUUUUAUUUUGCGGCUUACUUCAUUUCUUCAGCCAACAGCUCACUAAUUCCAUUUGAUUUUAAAUACAACCUUGAGAUUGAAGAAUUUAGGUCUUUUAUCUCAAGGUAUAACAAAGACUAUAAGACUGAAGAGGAGUUUUAUCAUAGACUAACUUACUUUCUUGAUGAGCGAGCAUUACUUUUAUUUCCUUGCUAAAUGGAAUAAUAUUUUAGCAUUUUAAAAAAAUUUUAUUAGAAAAAUUUUAGAAUUUCCAUUUUUAUAUUAAAAUUAUUAUUGCUAAAUAUACUAUGCAGCACGAGGCUUUUUUGGCUCAAAUUCCAGCCAAAAAAGCCCCGUGCUACAUAGUGUAUUUCACAUAAUUUAAUGUUAUUUUAUAACCUAAAUCUUAAAUAAGCUGAUUAAAAUUUGGCAGAACUAUCAUUUAAUUUUAUUAUAAUAAGUUCUGCCUGUACAUAAAUAUUAUAUAUUUAAAAUUUGCAGCAUGCAUUCUUUAAUUUUUUUCUCUCUGCAAAAUAAGGGGAUUAAAAGUUUUCAUUGAUAAUCUCAGCUACAUUAGAUUUUUUAACUCUCAAGGCCAAACUUGGUACAUGGGAAUUAACCAAUUUUCAGAUCUGACUCACGAAGAAUUCAGCAGAGCUCAUAAGAAUAAAAUUAUAAUUCCUGAUCAAUCGGUUUCAGAUAUCACUGAAGAGUUUGUUGCUCCAAAUCUUCAAAUCCCAAGAAGCUUUGAUCAGCGUAGCUACGGCUGUGUAUCUCCAAUACGAAACGAAGGCUCUUGUUCGGCUCCUUGGGCAUAUGCAGCUGUUGGUACUAUAGAAGGCACUUGGUGUGAUGUCGGCCAUGGUCUUACCGAUUUGUCUGUGCAACAACUUAUUGAUUGUUCUGACUUAUAUGGCAAUAAAGGCUGCAAUGGAGGAUCGAUAAUAAAUGCUUAUAAUUAUGUCAUGAAAAAAGGAAUUACCAGUGAGCAAAUUUAUCCAACAACUGGAACACAAGGAGUUUGCAACACAGCAAAAGAAAAACAAGUUCUUGUUAGUCUUGCAUCAUUUGCAAGAAUUUUAGCAAAUAACUCUUAUGCUUUUGAAGUUGGCAUUCUUAGCGCACCAGUAGCGGCUUAUGUUGAAGCAAUUGGAGCGGGCUGGCAAAAUUAUAAAGGAGGGAUCAUUAGCAGCAAUUGUGGGACUGACCUUGAUUGGGCUGUUCUUGCUGUGGGAUAUAACUUGGCUAAUUCGCUGCCUUAUUAUACAUGUCAAAAUUCAUGGGGCACUGACUGGGGAGAAGCGGGAUAUGUAAGAAUUUCUAUUGUAGAUGGGGCAGGAACUUGCGGAAUCCAAAUGUCUGCAUCAUUCGGAGUAUAUUAA
Molecule: messenger RNA, 1439 nt
Organism: Blepharisma stoltei
Lineage: Eukaryota; Ciliophora; Heterotrichea; Heterotrichida; Blepharismidae
Source: the annotation of a GenBank genome assembly